Molecule: messenger RNA, 6360 nt
Organism: Tribolium castaneum (red flour beetle)
Lineage: Eukaryota; Metazoa; Arthropoda; Insecta; Coleoptera; Tenebrionidae
Exons: 18
Coding region: 26-6310 (2094 amino acids)
Biological process (GO): detection of mechanical stimulus
Cellular component (GO): membrane
Molecular function (GO): calcium channel activity; protein binding; calcium ion binding
Source: RefSeq, a predicted model, not a curated record
UUUUCCAUACUUCUGUCAUGUCAUAAUGACAUCAAUGAGCAGUACUUUAAGGCAAAGUAUUUUUAUUUUAAUUAAAGUCGGAGUUUUAAUACUAGUGAUAAAUACAGUAGACUGUAUUGUUGUGAAUAAGAACGAAACGUUAAAUAGGCUAAUUAGAGCAAGUAACGGAAACCCAGUUCUCGGCAAUUGUUAUCCGAGCAAAUCCAUCGCGCAAAAAAACUACUACUUAAUUAAAAAUGCGCUUAUGCUUGAGCCAAGCUGGACAAACAUAGACCCAAGUUCAACGGCUUUGCCAGAGUAUGAAAAAUACUAUUGGAAAUACACUGCAACAAGAGAGACACUCGAAAAAACCAGCGAAAACUACGACUUAUCCAAACACCAAGCCGAAAACAACCAAAGCUUGAAAUUCGACCGUUUUGUAACCCCUCCAGGUGUCUACAAAAUCACAACCACUCUAACCCCAAAAGACGAAUUCAAAAAUUUGGGGCAAAUUCCCUCUUUUGACUGCUUUUUCGAAAUCAGAGCUUUGAACCCGCUUGUUGUGAUCCAAGGUGGUCCAGAUCGCGUCGUUCCCAAUGAUACUGAAAUUGUGGUAAGUGGGGCCGAUUCCAUCGACCCUAACACACCACUUGGUGAAAAUGUGCUGCAAUUUGAAUGGGCUUGCACGAAGUUGAAAAGCAAAGAUCCAUGUGCUCCCAAAGCAAAUUCCACUGGGAAAGAGUUUCGCAUUCCGGCAGAGGAAGCCAUUGACGAAGAGAUUUUUGAAGUUCAAGUUACCGUCACCACACAGUUUCAAACUUCGAGUCAUAACCGGCAAACAAUUGAGGUUGCGAAAAAUGCGGCACUGCUGAGGAUCAGCUGCGAGAAAAACUGUCCUCCUAAAACCGACUCGCCCAACGUUCAAGACGUGACAUUUUUGCGCGCAAUUUGCGAAAAAAAUUGCAAAGAUAUAAAAGACGAUGACUACGCCUGGGAAAUCAAUCAAUACUGGCCCGUAUAUGGUUCCUUCAGUUUCGAUUAUAACACACAGACACAUUUCGGCCGAAUCGGCCUUAAAUUCAUCAUUAAGAAGAAUGAGCUUAAAGAAGGCUACUUUUACAAUAUAGAACUGCAUCUUCGACCGAAAGCUAAACGUUACGGAAGCACCAGUAUUACGCUGAAAUACGCUUCAGCACCGCUUAUAGAACGUUGUGAUACAACUCCAAAUAUCGGUCUCAGUCUCACGACCAAAUUUCGCUUUAGUUGCGUACAAGAAUCACCCGAUAAUACAUUUUUCUACGAGUUGUACUACAGUGAUGAGAAAACUGGAUCAGCUGGAAAUUUAAUAAUCAGCGGCUUGUAUCCGGACGUUUUCAAUUAUCAAUUUUUAUUGCCACCGUCAAUCGGCCACCAAUUUUACGUUAAAGUGUCGAAAAGUGGCGGACCUGUUACUUAUAAACAACUCUAUCCGAAUGUGGUUUCGGUCACUGAUCGUAAAACAGGCCCUGAAGUUGUUGAAAUCUACAAAAAGUUUUACGAAGGCAGCGAAAAAUCGAUUUCGAAAAUGGUUGGUAGUAAUAAUGCCAAAGAAAGAUCGGAAGGUGCGGAGAAGUUUCAAGCACUUGUUGAACAAAUUAUUUCGAAGAAAAUUGAGUCAAAUGAUGCUAAAAGUUUUAUUAAGAAUUUGACGGUGGAAGUUGUUCGUGAUGCGUUAAGAUCAAGAGCAGGAGAUGUUAAUGAUUUAUUGACCAUAAGUGAUUCCAUUACAAAAUUAAUCAACCAGCAUGAGGUGACACUUUUGAGUCCGGUGAUUGCUAAAAUGACAACAACGAUUUGUAAGAAAAUGAUUGAUAAACAUGCGGAAGCAAUUGAGACGAAUAAUCAAGCUUUAACGUCCAAGGAUCAAAUGGAACUUAUCCAAACUUCUUUGACGAAAUGUUUGGAAGCUGCUGUAAAUGAAGAUUACUGGGCUUUGGAGCCUCUUAAUCGGUCUAUAACUAUAAAGGAGUUGCCAGCAGUGCCUCUGGAAGCUUACAUUGUGGAAAAUUAUCCGGAUUAUGUCGAUCAAGAUAAACAUUACACGGAACAAAUGGAAAAUUUCAAUACGAUCACAAAUAACGUUGUUCAAGCCACAGCAAAAGCGGCCAAAGCAUUAGCCAUGACCAUGGUGGCAGGUCAACACGUUUCCCGAAGCUUUGGCCAAAGCUCCGCCACUGUUGUAGCCAAAGACGCCGGAAAAUACAUCCCUCACACCAAAAUCAAUUUACUGAACGUGACCUUAAUCCCAUCUAAAGAUUUCCAUAACAUUGACCACGAUUUCGAUCUUUUGAUGUCCGUCUGGACCAAAGAUUUGAUGUGGUGGAACCAUGCAAAAACACGUCCAGCUACUAGUAUCGUAAGUGUGCAAUUUUGGCACGCUUCUUGCAAGAAACGAAUACGGCAUUUUUUAAACUACGUGGAGCUUCAACUUAAAGUAACGAAAGAUUUUAAGACGCAGUUGAAGCCAGGAAAUGUUACCGUUCCUGACAAUUAUCUCGAAUUGGAAGGAGAUCAAUUGAAUAAGUACAUAAGGGUUCGAAGGGUUGGUUUUCCCAAACACUCGACUCUUUAUUUCGAUUUUUUCAACAUGAGUGAUGAAAAUGCUCUUGAUGUGGUUUUUACCCAAUUCGAAUUUCCAACAAUCGAUCAUUUUCGCAAGAACAUGACCAUCGAUCGUGACAACAUGACGUCGAUGAAAAUCACCAAUCAUAACAGUUACGACGUUUGGGCAUACAUUGGUGUUUUGCCAAAUCGAAGAGUUGUUGAAAAUGGAACAACAUCAAAAAUUUUGCACUACAAUCUAACUCUGGUUUCUUCGUUUUGUAUUCGUUGGGUGAAAGAAGAUCGCACCUGGCAACUUGAUUGUAAAAUUGGUGAAGAGUCAACACGUCAUGAUCGUAUUAUUUGUCAGUGCAAACAUUUUUCGGUGAUUAGUGGUUAUUUUCAAAAUUUGAACUCAAUCGUUCAAGAAGUGGUGACGAUUCAAGUGGUUUUGGUGCUACAAUCGUGCUACAUUAUUUUUUUCACUGUUGCAGUGACUUAUGCCAUUUUUUGUUGUUUCUUCUUCUUGACAAUGUUUAAGACUUAUAAGCAGGUGUUUUAUCUUGCUGAUAACGUUAUAGAUGAUUUAUAUGCCUAUUUGAUAAUCGUUAGAACGGAAAACGUCCAUCAUGCUGGUACUACUUCCAAAAUCACCAUCAGACUUAAAGGGGAUAAAAGGAUAAGUGAGCCACAUGUCCUGAACUAUCCUGAUCCUAAACUGCGCCUUUUGCAAAACCAAAGCGAAGACAUUUUUGUGUUAACAACAAAUCGUCAUCUUGGUGUUAUCAAAGAAAUCGAGUUGUGGUUUGAUUGUAGCGGUUUCAACCCUUCUUGGUAUUGUCGUGAUAUCGUCAUCUACGACAUGCAAAAACGUAUCCAAGUUUAUUUCAAAGUGAAGACACGUUUCGCUGUUGAUCGAAAAGGUGUUAACUACCUUUGUAUCGGCCCAAGAGAAGAAAAAGGCAAAGUUACAAACCACAUAAGAAUCUGUAAUCACUUCCAUACGUGGAUGUUAUGGGCUGGAGAGACGAAUUUUAGCUACGAAACCAGACUAACUGUUGUUUUCUCCAACAUUCUGAUGAUUUAUAUGUUUGUGUUGCUGUUCCUCGGUACUCCAACACUAACCCUUAAGGACUGUCUUGACAGAUUCGAAGAAUUUAUUUUUAAUUUUGAUUUGUUGAUUCUGGCAAUGCAGUGUGCGUUUUUGUCGUUUCUCGUUCACAUACCUCUUGCUUGGACGUUCAGAUUUUCACAAAUUGAAUUUAAAAUCUUCGAUACGGUUUAUCACAAAUCGCACAGAUACUCGAAUUAUUGCAGGACGUUGUUGUGUAUUUUUGUCAUAUCUUCGACUUCAUUUUUGAUUAUUUAUGGAUUUUGGGUGCCUGUUAAUUCCAGUUUGGUUUGGUUGGUGACGAGUUUAGUGGCUUGUCUUUUUUCAAUUGUGGUGAUUGAGAAUGUUUUUAUUAUAAUACAGACGUCCAUCUGUAAAUUUAAACUGAGAGUUUCGUUUGAUAAAAAAUUUAACGCAAUUCUUCGCAACAUUGAAAAACAGAGAUUGUUUCUGUAUGGUCGGUUUAACGAGUCGCUUUUUCGACCCCUAUUACAGCAUUUGUACGCACCUUUGAAAGCCGGACAAUUGCUUAGACGACGAAUUGUUGUCGAACUUCGCAAAAGUAUCUACGAAGAUUUGCAAGACCUGUUCAUGUACUCGCUUUAUAACUUUAUCCUUUACAUGUUUAUUCUAGUCUAUCACGGAACACUAACAACAGUUAGUAAGAGCGAAAUCGAGAGCAUGGUCCAAGGGGAACACACCCGAACUUUAAAAUUUUCCGAUAUCGAAUCAAUUCCUGAUGUUUAUCGUUACAUUAACACCACUUUAAUUCAAAUCAUCCACCCAACUAUUUGGUACACAAAUUUCACGAUUCCACCCAGUGGAAUAAUGAUAGAUAAUGCCAAUAAAGUGAUUGGGGUUGCAAGGAUUCGUCAACAUCGUAUUGCAGCAAAUGCGUGUGAAGUUCCAGCUCAAAUGAAUUUUUUGAAUAUGUCGUGUCAGCCGGAAUUUUCAUUUCAAGAUGCGGAAACAGGCGAUUUUCUGCCCAAGUGGGCUAUUUCCGUAACGGGGGUGGAGUAUGACAGGUUGAAAAAAAUUUGGAAGUAUGCCACUCAAUCAGAAACCGAAACUUGGGGGACUGUAGGCUGGAUAGGGACGUACAGUGGUGGCGGUUAUGUGGCAUUUCUUGGCCGCACUCUUCGCAACUCUUAUGCAAAUUUUAAAAAAAUCUUCGAUAUGAGUUGGAUCGACCACCAGACCAGAAGCAUCUUUAUCGAAUUUUUAACCUACAACGCAAACUAUAACGUUUUUGUUGCCGUUAAUUUACUGUUUGAACAAAGCGCAACAGGAUACACUUCGAAAAUUCUUCAAAUCAACGUUGUUCGAAUGCUGUACACCCAAAACGAAGUCGAAAUCGAAUCAAUGGUCUAUUUCGUGCUUUUCCUCUUCUGGGUCAGCAUGCUCAACAUUAAAUUGCUGUUCGGAAUAGCGAAAAAUCUCACCGAUUUCUACAAAAAGUUCUGGCUGAUGCUUGAUGUGGUCAUCAAUUUCAUGAGUCUUUUGAGCAUUUCGAUGUUUAUUCUUCGGAUUAAGAUGGUCCAGCGGUAUCUCACGUCGUUGGAAGCGGUGAAGCAUAACGAUUUCAUCAGCUAUUUCAACAUGAUGUAUUUGGAGGAGUUUUUGACUUAUUUUGUGGCGGUUUUGGUGUGUUUUGCCACCGCCAGGUUGUGGAAGUUUCUUCGGUUCGGGCAGUUUUUCCGCAUUAUGGAGCGCACUCUUGCCAUGGCUGCUGUGCCUCUUGGAGCAGUGACGUUCGCCUUUGGGGUGAUAAUCACAGCUUUUGCGUUUGUGGGGAUUAUAAUUUUCAACAACGAGUUUGUUGACUUGUCGUUUUUUGUGAAAAUUGUGGCCACGCUUAUUCAGCUUUCGCUGAAACCGGACCAGUUCGAUUUGAUGAAGUUCAUAACUUUCAAGCUGGCGUAUGUUUACUUUUCUUUGUAUUUGAUUAUAAUGCAAGUGAUUCUUCUGGUUUACAUCACUGUUAUUAUAAUGGCUUAUGUGAAGGCUCGCUUGGAGUUGUCCUGUGUUCCAGACAGGUACACUGUCAAGGACUACGUCAAGGAACACUCGGAAUACAUCCCGAUUUUUGUCAAAAGUUUAAUCGCUCGUUUACGAGCUGGGGGUUCCGAAGAACCGCCUCUGACCCCCAAAGCUGACGAAUUCCGCUACGCGAAUUGUGUGGGAGUUGCCAAAAAUCGGCUCAAAUCUAUGAGGUUUAUCGUUUCGUGUAUUUUUCGCAACAUGAAGGAAAAGGAAGAGGAUCAAAGGGUUUUGACCGAUCAUGAAACUACUUUGAUGCUAGGAGUUUGCAAUACAUUUGUCUUGAAAAGCAGUGAGGAUGACGAACAGGAACUCUUCUUCAAGGGGCAUUUCGAAGGCCAGAACAUACAGCUAGUGGAUGAGAAAAGGAUUGAUAAGAUUGCUGCUUUUGUGGAUAUCAUGUUUGAGGACAGGCCUGAGUUUGGACAUAUUGCAGCAACUGACUCGGAAAAAACACUCAUCGAUUGUUGUAAACUGGCCAAAAGGCAAAAUGAGACUUUGCGCAAGUGUACCUUGCUGUUGAAGUUGGUGGAGUUUAAGAUGGGCGACGUUGAUAGGCUUGUGAAUGGGUUUGUUGAAGAUGUUAGGCGUUCUUCUUGAAUUAUAGUUUUGGUUCAAUUAUUUAUGAAAUAAAAGGGUUUUCGUUGUGA